Messenger RNA from Penicillium brasilianum, 4622 nucleotides. The record is from the annotation of a GenBank genome assembly. NCBI's taxonomy places the organism in Eukaryota, Fungi, Ascomycota, Eurotiomycetes, Eurotiales, Aspergillaceae.
CCCGAUAACAGCUUCUCCUCACCUUUCCAUUCGCCAUCUCCAGCGAUCGACCGUCGGUCUGGUCUGUCGUACAAUGUUCGCUUCAAGGACUACUGCUCGGCUUGGGUGCUGGAAAGCUACACGCUUGCCUCGCGCGCGCUAUCUCCAUGAUCUCCACAAGCACACUCAGAACAGAUUCUUGCAGGUAUCAGAAGAGGUUCGCCAUGCCGUUGCGACAGGCAAACCAGUGGUCGCUCUUGAGACGACGAUCUAUACUCACGGUUUUCCAUAUCCCGAGAACAAAGCUCUCGCAGAGCUUCUAGAAUCAGUGGUUCGCGAGAAUGGCGGUGUCCCUGCCACUAUAGGUAUUCUCGGAGGCAUUGCCCGGGUAGGAUUGACUGCAGAGGAGAUGGUUGAGCUGGCCUCGACAGCAGAGCAGAAGACUGCUUUGAAAGUAUCCCGUCGGGACCUUGGGUAUAUCUGUGGCUUGGGCAUGGCAGGCAAGAAGAUCCAUGGCGGCACAACUAUCUCUGGCACAAUGAUUCUUGCAGAGCUUGCUGGUAUCAAGAUCUUCGGUACUGGAGGGCUAGGUGGUGUCCACCGCGGAGGCGAGAACUCUAUGGAUAUAUCUGCUGAUCUGACGGAGCUGGGACGUACUCCUGUGACGGUCAUUAGUUCCGGAUGCAAGAGUUUCCUGGAUAUCCCCCGCACGCUCGAGUAUCUCGAGACUGAGGGGGUCUGUGUGGGUACUUUUGCUGAUGGCCGUGAGGGAUCGGUCGAUUUCCCCGCUUUCUUCACGCGGGACAGCGGUAUCCGCAGCCCGCGGGUUAUUCAGGACGAGGCUGAAGCCGCCGCUAUUGUUUAUGCGCAAUCAAAGCUCCCAGUUCACUCUGGUAUCCACUUUGCUAACCCGGUGCCACGGGAAGCGUCCGUCUCCAAACCGGAGAUGGACCGUAUUAUUGAAGAGGCCGUGCGUCUUGCUGAUUUAGAAGGCUACAAAGGCAGUGACAACACUCCCUUCAUUCUGGGUAAAAUCAAGGAGCUUAGCUGCGGGAAGAGUGUGAUCGCUAAUCGCGCUUUGGUCGAGUCUAAUGUCAAGCGCGCAACGCGGGUGGCUGUGGAGCUGGCCAAACUCGAGAAUGUUGACCGGGGGUCUGCAGCUCGACACAUGCCCGCUAUCCCGAGGACUGUUCGAUCAGACGCUGCCAAGGACACUACAAAGCCGAGCAAACCUCCCGUCAAGGCAGAGAAAUCUCCUGACCUACCGGUAAAGGCAGAUGUUCUGGUAGCUGGCUCGCUUGCAAUCGAUUUGUCUUGCGACUAUACACCCUUCGGCUCAGAGCUGGCCCAGGUUGCCCCCGUGCCACACACAUCUAAUCCUGCAGUCAUCGGACAAAGCCUCGGUGGCGUAGGCCACAACGUCGCAGUUGCAGCUAGUUAUGUCGGCAGCGAGGUUCUAUUUUGCAGCGUGGUCGCUGAUGACCUGAGCGGUCGAGCAGCCCUUGCAUCCCUCGAGAAAGAAGGGCUCAGCAACGCAGGCAUCCAAGUUCUCCCCGCGGUAUCAGGCACACGAACAGCACAAUACGUGGCCAUCAACGAUGCCAAAAAGGAUCUUCUUGUUGCCAUGGCUGACAUGGGUAUCGUUGAGCUACCGGAGCACCAGCUCGACUUUGAAGGAUUCUGGGAACCUUUGAUCGAACGCACAAAGCCGCGCUGGGUCGUUGUCGACGCAAACUGGCGCCCUGAAGUUCUCGCAAAGUGGACGGCUUUGGCUCGCAGACACGGAGCUCGCGUGGCGUUCGAACCUGUAUCGACUGCCAAAUCGCGCCGCCUGUUUGGCCGUGACGCCAGCGGCGCUGAUGCGGCUGUUGGCCCUGCGCAGACAGUGCCUAACAAUGCCAUCAGCCUGGCUUGCCCUAACAAACUUGAAUUGUCAGCGAUGUACAUGGCAGGACGCGAGGCACUUAUCUUCGACUCACCCAGCUGGUGGUCUAUUAUCGAUGCGAUGGGACUUUCCCCUACUGGCUCACGCGAGCGCCUCGUAAUGGCUACCUCAGCUAAGCUGGUGGAUGAAGGUCUCCCACAGCAGUCCAUCCAGCUCCUCCCUUUCAUUCCAUGCAUCAUCACCAAGCUAGGUGCAGCCGGUGCUCUUCUAACCCAGCUCCUGCCACCUAAUGAUCCGCGGCUAGCCGAUCCCGAUUCCGCACCUUAUAUCCUGUCUCGUGCUUCCUCGGCUGACAUGCCCUUUGGCGGCGUUUAUAUGCGUCUCUUCUCGCCCACUGAUAUUUUGAUACCUGAAGAGGUUGUCAGCGUCAAUGGUGCUGGUGAUACCCUGCUGGGUGUCAUGGUUGCCGGCCUCGCCAAAUCUGCCACGCCCCCGCGCGUCGAGGAUAUUCUUCCCGUGGCGCAGGAGGCGAGUCGGAGAACCCUGAUGAGUGCUGGAGGUGUGAGCAAGGACCUGGUAGGGUUACGGGCUAAACUGGAAUCUAUUGUAUAACGAGGUUGAUGGCACUGCAUAUGUACCGGAUUAUAUCCAGCAAUCCUUGACGAAGAGUAGACUAUCUCUAUUAGCUAGCUAUCCCUAGGGCAACUAUCGCUACUAAACAGGACGGCUCAUUCAAAAGAGCUUAUACUAGCGCUCCAAGAGCGCGAUCGUGAGCUACAUGCUAUCAAAUAAGGGUAUAGACGAAUUCACCAGCGCUACUCCUAGAUACGUGUCUCGAUAAUCCGAUAGACAAUUUACAAUGUAUCUGAACGCCGAAUAGUGUAUUAAAACCUCACUCUGGCCGCCCGAAGAAGCUCACCGAAUAUCAAAAAGUUCGAGUCUUCUAGAAGAAUUGAAUGUAAAAUCUCAAAAUCUCUUGGCUACUGCAAUAUGGUGCAACAAAGGCAAGGUAGAGCGACUAUGUGUAUUUCCGACUCAGUCGUCUCGACAUUUCUUUGUAUCCCUGCUAAUUACCCUCGCUUUCCCGUAUUCAUCUUAGGCACGAGGUCUGCAUCCAAUAGUCCCGCCUGCACAAGGACAUCCGCCUGGUCCCAAUACAAGCUCUGAUGGACAAUCCGAUCAGCAAAGAAACUAGCCACGACCACGACGGUCACCUGGAUAUCACGAUUCGUCGGCGGUACACAAGGAAGUAGCCAUGGUACUUCCUUGCUAUGGCAGAAUGUAAAUAGAAUCUCGUCCACGAUACGAUCAGCGCCAACAGUCCGUGAUAAAAGACGAAUGUGCUGACUCGGUGGGCCAGCAGGUAUAAAUACGUCCGCAAAGAAAGUCCUCAGAUCCUCCGGAGUAGAUCCUGGUAUACGUUAGUAUCAGAUUCGAAGCAAUAUUCUGCCAGUAUAUCGUAUCAGAUUGGACAGGUGUUCGAUCUCACCUCCAGCCUUUGUAGGCGCACAAACAACCUUCGCAAUCUGCUCAUCAAGCAAAUCCAUCCCCCCUCCUUGACUGAUCCGAUUAUUCCCCGAUCUUAGCACAACAUCCACCGCCGACCGAGCAGCACCCGUCUUCACCCUCUCACUCUUGACCUUGUCCAAAUCACCCAUCAGUCUCAUCCAAUACUCUUCCCAAACAGUCUCAAUAUCAUCAACGGGCCAAUUACCCCCCGCGCCAAAAGCAUGACGCAAACACCCUAACGCUCGACUCCACGCUAACUGCGAACCAAUGCGGUCAUCAUCGUGAGGCCCGUUAUCCUUAAUGCUAUAAUUAGACGGUUUGUGUUCUGCGAAACCGGCCCGUGCAUCGGGAUAUGUGUAUACGUGACAGCGGUGCCGCUUUUUGUAGGAGACGUCGCCCUCGGUGGGACUCAGGCCGAUCCAGGGCCAGAAGGUCGGGGAGUCUGGACGGUGGCCUGGGAGAUGGAUUUGGAUUGGGAGGUAAGAUUCUGAGGGGCGGGGAUCAAAGAUGGAGCUUGUGUCUGAGCAGGCGGGGAUACAGCAUUCUUGGUUGUGAGACGAUAACAUGUUGGCGAGUUGUUCGGUUGAGGUUAGCGGGUAGUAGGCGAUCAGGGCGCAGAGACGAGGGAACGGGUUGGUGCUGCUGGCUGUGAGAUGGUGAGAGCCGAGGAGGUAGUAUGCUGGUCGAUUGUAUGCUGCUAGAAUUAGUUAUGUCGCCUUUCCUCGAUGAUUUAGUUGGUGGAGGUACAUACCAACUAUAGCAUAUCGCUCCCCGGCCUCCAAUUCGUCCUCCUUCUCAUGCACAGCAAACUCCAAAGCCUUGCGAUCUUUCUCCGCAUCAUCGGUACAGACAAAUCCAAGAUACGUCACAUCAAAUCCCUCCGCUUGAAAGCGCUGGAUGAUAUGCGGGUCGAAGGUAGCAUUAUCCGAGAUCAAUAUCAAGUGUCGCGGCGAGGGUUCGUCGACAGUUGACCGCCGGUUGCGCUUCCAAGAAUUCCCACUUGUAGUUCGAUGCAACUCAUGCGAUCUUCUUGGAAUAUUACUGCCAUUGGCUCCAGAUUCAGGAACGGUGCUGCCGGAACCGGUCGUGGCUCGUCUGGCAAGGCGCUGGAAAACGUUUACCAUGAUGGUGGAUGUGUUUGGAUGAAGAUGAAAGCCCAGGACAGAAAAGCCCCUGCUUUAUAAACAAUAUUCCGGGUGUUCCGGAGGAGUCAUUUCUUGGAUGACAUCGGACAAGAGCGCAACUCGAC